Molecule: messenger RNA, 1268 nt
Organism: Anopheles cruzii
Lineage: Eukaryota; Metazoa; Arthropoda; Insecta; Diptera; Culicidae
Product: protein lifeguard 1-like
Exons: 4
Coding region: 116-976 (286 amino acids)
Cellular component (GO): membrane
Source: RefSeq, a predicted model, not a curated record
GCUUGGUAUUGCGCUCCCUGGUGUUUGUACAUCUGCUACGCGUAAAGUUUGCAAAAUUAGUCAUUAGUUUAAUUUCAACUUGAUCCUUCCCGAAAAGCUUUCCGGCCACCGCAUCAUGCAAAGUGACCAGCAGCAGUUUUUUGGUGGCCCACCGUACCAGCAGCAACAACCAGCUGGUGGGUAUAAUGUGGGAUUUGCACCCCAACCGGGAAUGCAACCGGGCUUCCACCCGAGCGCAUUUGUGCCCCCACCAGAACCGGCCGGAUACCCGCCGUAUGACCCCGAGUCGGGAACGGCGAAGGGAUUCGAUUUCAGCGACCAGUCGAUUCGCCGGGGAUUCAUUCGGAAAGUGUAUUCCAUUUUGACGGUCCAACUUUCGAUCACGUUCGUGUUUGUGGCAUGGGUGCUGAACCACAAGCCCUCACGACUGUGGGUGCAACAGCAUCCCGGUAUGUACUGGAUCGCGUUUGCGGUUAUGAUUGGCGCACUCAUUGCCAUCGCUUGCUGCGGCGAUCUUCGGCGCAAAGCCCCGAUGAACUUCGUAUUUCUGGGUCUCUUUACCUUCGCUGAAUCGUUUCUCGUGUGCGUGAUCACUGCCAACUACAGUUCCUCGGAGGUAAUGCUGGCCUUCGGAAUCACGGCAGCCGUCUGUCUCGGGUUAACUUUGUUUGCGUUCCAAACCAAGUGGGACUUCACAAUGAUGGGUGGUAUUCUGUUCGUGGCGGUCCUGAUCCUGAUGCUGUUCGGCAUCAUUGCCAUGUUUUUCCCCGGUAAAACCAUUACGAUCGUGUACGCGUCGGCCGGGGCGCUGCUCUUCUCGAUCUAUCUCGUCUACGAUACGCAGAUUAUGCUCGGUGGCGAUCACAAGUAUUCGAUUAGCCCGGAAGAGUACGUUUUUGCCGCGCUCAAUCUGUACCUCGAUGUGAUUAACAUUUUCCUGCACAUCCUCUCCAUUAUUGGUGCAUCAAGGAACUAAUGGACAGUGUGUGAAGACACUAUUCUUUUGCGUUGUAGCUCCAUUCACGUUUGGCCCCAAGGUGGUUUCUGCAGCAUUUACUUAUACCGCCCAGUAACCACUUUACGCGCUCCCUCAUAAGUUUACACGCGUGUGGACAACUGUAACCUAAGUUUUUACAUGACUCGUACAUCUGUUUUGUUGAUUAUUAUUAUCAAUAAUGGGUUGAUCGAUAAUGGGUUUCAUGGAAUGCAAAGUAUAUACCUUAAAUUACUAAAAGGAAAACUAAAUGUUGUGUGUCAGAAACAAACGA